This is a messenger RNA of Eruca vesicaria subsp. sativa (arugula), 1652 nucleotides long. Lineage: Eukaryota; Viridiplantae; Streptophyta; Magnoliopsida; Brassicales; Brassicaceae. The record is from the annotation of a GenBank genome assembly.
CUAAGAGUACACUUUUGAAAGUAACUUGCCUUUCUUCUUCUCUUAUUACUUCUACACCCAUGGGUUUAUCACCAUAUCCACUUUUCAGACAUGCUUAAGAUUCUGCAGACAAGAUUGGAUCCUCCCAUCCUGAUACAAUGGACCUAGUGUUGGAUCUUGAAUCGGGCCCGGUCUAUGAGUUGCAGAAACUGGGUCCUGGAGAGUGGCGGUCUCCUACGAAUCCAGACCUUUGCUGUAUCUACAGAGUCCCAAACAGUAUGUAUCAAAUGAGUCCAGAAGCAUACACUCCUCAGCUGGUCCUCAUUGGACCGCUUCACCAUUCUUUAAAAUCUCCAGCUUUCAAGUCUCGUGGAAACAUCACAAACAGAAAGUUGAUGGGUUACUUAAACAUGGAGGAGCAAAAGAAGAUUUACUUGGCGGGAUUUACACGAAGAUUUGAAGGCGAAAAAAUCAUUGACACAUUCAGAAACAUUAUCAAAGAAGACGAAGUUAUAAUCAGAGCAAGCUAUUCAGAAUCAACGGCAUGGAUUGAAUCUGAAGAUUUCGUGGAGAUGAUCCUGCAAGACUCUGUUUUCAUAAUAGAGCUCAUGUUGAGGAAUUAUGCUACUGAGAAAGAUAAAAUAGGGGAUCAUCUUAUGGACGAGCCGUGUCUUGAAAUCACAAUCAAGGGAGAUCUCAUCUUGCUCGAGAACCAGCUUCCUUACUUUAUUCUCGAGAAACUCUUCGAUCCUGUUGUCCAAACUCUAAACCCGAACCAGACUCUCUGUCAGCUUGUUAUCAACUACUUUCGUCGCGACCUGGAGAACACAAAGAUCUGCGGCCAGAAAAAGUUCAGACAUUUCACCGAUCUGGUCAGGUGUGUCCGCGUGGAGGGUAAAUUUCCGAAGUAUGAGUAUGAAGAUUUCCAACCAAGUUACAAAAUACAUAACAUUAACGCUCAUAAGCUAGACAACGGAGGAGUGAAAUUUAAGCCCACGGAAAAUGCGUUUCCAGUUCUGGUGGCAUUCAAUCCUAAAAGUGGUUGCUUGGCGAUACCCCAUUUCAAGGCUGAUGACAGUGUGGAGCUAACAAUUAGAAAUAUAAUGGCACUUGAGCAAUGCCAUUAUCCAUACGAAGCCCACGUCUGCAGCUAUAUCAUUUUCUUGGAUUUCCUCAUUGAUACCGACAAAGACGUUGAGUUGCUUGUCGAGAAAGGUAUAAUAACGAAUUUACUUGGGAACCACGGUGUGGUGGCUAAAAUGGUGAAUAGGCUCUGUUUGGGGGUCCCCGAAGACGGUGCUUACUAUUCUCGAAUCGCAAAACAAGUCAGAGAUUACUACAACAGCGAAUACAAUAAGUCACGCACCAUCCUCAAGCGUGUGUAUUGCAGCGACCUGUGGAGCGGGAUAGCCACCGUAGGCGCUACGUUUCUGUUGCUGCUGACUCUUAUCCAGACCGUGACUUCAGUUAUUGAAGUUUUGUCGAAAAAGUGACACUUGUCUCUAUCUAAAUGCACUUUCGUCACUUAUGUCUUCGAUUUCAUAUUUACUGGUUCAAAUGAUUUAGCUAGUAAGAACUAGCAAGAUGUGAUGUUCUUUUAUGAUAUCUAUUUUUAUUAGCAACUGUAUUGUGAAGUUGUUGAAUUUGAUUACAAGAGUCUAUUGUUUCAUGCC